AUGUUUCGUUCAUUUAUUUUGUUAAUCUUCUUAAGUGCAGCCAUUGGAUGGAGUGAUGGCACAAGUCCAAAUUGGCUCGGUAAAUUCAACGUCAGUCCUUUAUGUGAUCAACAAGUUUGUUGUUGUCUUACUGGAGAAGUACAAGUAAAAGAAUUUGGCUAUUUUUUCAUGGCGUUAUCUGGCAAAUUAGCUGGCCAAUGUAGCGGACUUUCGACAUUUUGGUUACCCGUUAUGAAGCCGUCUACUUACACAACUAAAUUGCCGAUUAUUGGUGUACUGAACUUAAAUGAAGAUAGUACAACAUUAACAGCAGAAUCACCAUUAGGUUCACAAUGUAAUGGUCGGGCUGUUCGAGAACAAUAG
This is a messenger RNA of Rotaria socialis, 363 nucleotides long. NCBI's taxonomy places the organism in Eukaryota, Metazoa, Rotifera, Eurotatoria, Philodinida, Philodinidae. The record is from the annotation of a GenBank genome assembly.